Archocentrus centrarchus (flier cichlid) is the source of this 736-nucleotide messenger RNA. Its product is annotated as ras-related and estrogen-regulated growth inhibitor-like protein. Bases 40 to 645 code for a protein of 201 amino acids. The record is from RefSeq and is a predicted model, not a curated record. Lineage: Eukaryota; Metazoa; Chordata; Actinopteri; Cichliformes; Cichlidae. The transcript has 4 exons. Gene Ontology annotation, molecular function: GTPase activity; GTP binding.
GCCUCCUCAGAGAGGCACAACACAGCUAUAUCACUAAAUAUGGAUGCCAACAUUGUUGUUAUGGGGAUGGACAGCGUUGGGAAAUCAGCGUUGACUGUGCGCCUGUUAACUCGGAGAUUCAUUGGAGAGUAUGGCGAUAUUGAAUCCAUCUAUAGUCACAGUUUUAUGGUGGAUGGGAGGGAGAUCACUCUAAGUAUUUGGGAUUCACCGUAUUCUCAGGAUUCAUCUGCAGAGUCGUCACUCUUUGAGAAGAAGGUUCGGUGGGCAGACGGCUUUGUUCUGGUCUACAGCAUCUGCGACAGGGCCAGUUUCAACACAGUUAGCAGGCUCAUUCAGACUAUCAAAUCCACCAAGUACUGCCACAGUGCAGAUAAAGCACCCAUAGUGAUUGUGGGUAACAAAAGGGACCUGCACCACAGACGGACAGUGACAAGCGAGGAGGGCCGGCUGCUGGCUCUCAACACAGACUGCCAAUUCUAUGAGGUGUCGGCCGCCGAGAACUACCACAGCGUGCUCAUGGUGUUUCACGGCCUGGUGCACAGAUUGAAGGAUGCCAAGCUAACCAUGAAGAAGCCUCUAAGGUUGAAGGGCAUAGUGAAAAGCAUGUCUGCAGUGUUUGCCAGGAGACGAACUGAGUCUUUUUAGUAAAAGUGUGACAAAAGAAGAGGAGGCUCCAUUGGAUGGAUAACUAACAGUGAAAAAUAACUGCAUAUAUGUAAAAAAAAACAAAAAAAAC